AGAGAUUCUGAAGUCUUCGAUUUGGACCGAAGUUCGAGGUUGGAGAGAGAGUGAGAGAAAAAUUACGGAGGAUGUAUAGUCUGUUUUUAAUCUUAUCGAACGAAAUAUAUGCGACUGAUCGUUACCACGUCGUAAGGAGGAUGCCGAUCAUUUUGGAUGACUACAAAGUCGAAACUACCUGAUGAGACUAUUGAGCUUAGUCGAAACGCGUCGUAGAAUGCUUGACUCACACCCACACCCCACCCUCAAAAUUCGAUAUGAUGUUAUCAAUUAUCUAUAGACCAUCAGGUGGAAUAUCAUGUUCUUUGGUAUGUGCAGAAGAUCUAUUUGAUCAAUCAACAGUACAAACAUUACUUGAUCGAUUUGCGCACCUCAUGAACUCCCUUUUUCACCCAUCAGUUUUGUCGAAUGAAACACAACUAUCAUUGUAUCAGUUGUCUCUGAUAUUACCACAGGAACAAUUAUUGAUUGAUGCAUUGAAAACUCACGAUAUAGAUCGAGCACCAGCUAGGGAAAACAUCAUUUAUCAACUCUUCAAUCAACAAGUAGAAAAACAUCCACAAAAAGUAGCAGUUGAACUUGAUGAACAAUUACUCACUUAUAGUGAAGUUUGUUUCUAUGCUCAACAAUUGGCAAUUGUUCUUCGUAAUUCGAAUGGUGUGAAGGAAGGUGAUAUCAUUUGUCAAUGCGUAGAACGAAGUAUAUCAAUGGUAAUUGGUAUGAUAUCGAUUGAAAUAGCUGGUGCUGUUUAUUGUCCAUUAUCACCUCAGGAUCCCGAUCAACGAUUACAGACAUUAUUGAAAGAAACAGAGUGUGGCGUGGUUUUGGUUCAUGAUUUAACACGAGGAAGAUUUGAAAGCAAUCAAGUGACGGUAGAUGUCGAUGCUGUUAUUGGAAGAAAUCUUUUUACGAAGGAAAGGUCUGUUGAUCGUUCCUUGGAGUUAAUGGUGACUGGAGAAAGUAUUGCUUAUGUGAUUUUCACAAGUGGUUCAACCGGUGUACCAAAACGGCUCAAUGAAAAGGACACAAUUUUACAAAUGUCACGUUGUUCUUUCGAUAUUCACGUUGAAGAUAUCUUAGGUGCAUUGAUUAUAGGCGCGAGUCUUGUAAUGCUUCGUCCAGAUGGUCUAAUGGAUUUACCAUAUUUAGUUAAUAUAUUCGAGGUGAAAAUGAUAACCUAUUUGAAUAGUGUACCUAGUUAUCUUGAAGUAUUAUGCCGAUAUCUUGAACGACAAUCAGGCGAGUCUAAUUCAAAUUAUCUUCGGUGUGUAUGUUCCAGUGGCGAAACUUUACCAACUCAAUUAACACAUAGAUUAAGAAGAUAUUUAUUAUCAAAUUCGACAUCAACAAACCAAAGUCGUAUAUGGAAUCAUUACGGUCCUGCUGAAAUUACAAUCGGUUGCACCUAUCAUCUUGUUGAUACUACAUGUGAGUAUAGUACUGUUCCAAUCGGUUCAAUGGCACCUGGUUAUCGUGGUAUAAUCGUUGAUACCUUUGGAGAACCUGUUUUCAUUGGUCAAGAGGGAGAACUACUUGUGGGAGGCGUCGGUGUUUUUGCUGGCUAUCUUAACCGUGAUGAUCUAACGAAAAAUGCCUUAGUUGAUAUCAAUAGAGAAUGGUUUUAUCGAAGUGGUGAUCUUGUUCGAAUGAACAACUCCAAUUUAAUACACUAUGUAGGUCGAAAAGAUCAUCAAGUCAAAUUACGUGGACAGCGUAUUGAAUUAGGUGAAAUCGAACGUUGUUUGCUUAGCGUCUCAUCACAUAUCACAGGCGCUGUAGUUGUUAAAUGGGGUGAUAAUCAUUUAAUUGCCUAUGUUCAAAGUGAUAAUAUCACUGCGGAUCAAUUACAAGAAUAUUGUCGAUCUCAUUUAGCAUCAUUCAUGGUUCCAUCGAUGUUUAUCGUACUUGAACAAUUUCCACUGAAUGCAAAUGGAAAAUUAGAUCGUAAACAUCUUCCAGAACCAGACUUCUCAUUAUUGAUUGAUAAUCAUGAUGAAGAUGAUCAGAUGCCAUUAACUCCUCUUGAAGAACAACUCUUAUCUAUUUUUGCUCAAGCAUUUCAUGUUAACUCUCCUAAUGUUAACGUUUCAUUUGGACAACUUGGUGGUACAUCUUUGGAUGCUGUGACUGCACUUUCUAUGAUUCGACAACAAGUUUAUGGAAAUGUUGGUAUUGGUGUUCUAUAUGAUAAUCCUUCAAUAAGACAACUUGCACGCGUAUUAGAACAAUUAAUCAAUGCUAAAAAAGAAGCACCUAUCGUGGUUGUAACGACAGAGAUCAAAGAUGAUAAUCAUCAUCGACCGACACCAUCAUUAUUGAUUGAAGCAUUAGGUAUGAUGCUUCUCAUCUGUCAAUGGUUAUUACCAUUUUGGAUUGCAUAUUAUUCUAAAUAUUGUUUUUCUGUUUUAUUUAUACCCGUAACUCAUUUGUUAUCGUAUAUUAUUUGUCAACGUUUACUACUUUGGUCAGACAAACAAAUAAAACUAAGUGAUACAUUGUAUUCAUGGCGUUAUUAUCGAUGGUGGUAUCUGGAACGUUUAUGGUCCAUCAAUAAUUCUUAUUGGUUAAAACAUAUAUUAGGAACACCUAUGUAUAAUAUCUAUCUACGCCUAUGUGGUGCACGAAUCGGUCGUGGAGUGCAUAUUUAUUCAACAUUCAUUGAUGCACCUUGGUUACUUGAAGUAGGUGAUUCAACUUUCAUUGAUGGUGAAACAAUACUUAGCAAUUUAUCAUAUUAUGAUCAAACAUAUGAACUUCAUCCAAUUUGUAUUGGAACUUAUUGUUCGAUUGGUAUGUUUUGUGUUCUUUACGGCGAUAUCAAUAUCCCAGAUCAUGCUUAUGUUGAAUCUAUGUCUACAGUGACUAGUUGUUAUUCGUCAACAAAGAAACAUACAAUGAUUUAUGAUCGAUCUUUCUCAUGGAAACAAAUCAUCUAUCAAUGUAUAUGUAUUUUCUGUCUUAUAAUCAUUCACAGUGUGAUUUUAAUUCGCACUUAUUCUGUAUAUCAAUAUCUUUUGAUCUUUGAUAUGCCAAUACCUAUAGCUCUCGCCAUGAGUUGGUUAUUUUGGAGUAUAGUUAGUCUCCUCACGGUAACGUUCUUUCUGAAGUUCAUCGUAGGAUCUAUAAUACCGGGCAACUAUCCAAUUAACUCAUACUAUUUUUUACAUCGAUUAUGGUUGCGUCAAUUGAUUAUAUGUUCGUUUCAUCGUUCGUAUGAUAUCCUAUCAUUAUACGAUUCUAAUGCAAAUGCUCUUCUUCGCUGGUUGGGUGUCGAUAUCGAGGAUGAUGUUAAACUCUGUCAAUUCAAACCAAUUUUACAUUUCCCAUCGAAUUUACUUAAAAUUGAACGAGGUGUUACAACUUUUGCAAAAGUUGUACUUGCUCCAUUUGAAAUAACACUAACAGGUCACUGUUAUAUCAAUACUAUUGUACUUGGAUCUGACUCAAAUCUUGCUAAUGGAUGCAUAUUAAUGCCUGGAACCAAGCUUGCUGCUAAAACUAUGGUCGGUAAUCUAACUUUAGUUAAGCGAGAUACUUCUAUCUCUUCGAUUGGCUCAGUAUUAUUAGGCAUUCCAGCUCGUCAAAUGCCUUUUGUGAUGCCAGAAGUGGAAUCACAAACUACUGGUAAUACAUCAUCAUCAUCAAUUUUCUUGUCUUUGCGCAUAUUUGCAAUUGACUGUAUGAUAUUUCUAAUCUGUAAAUGUUUAUUCAUCACUAUAUAUUGGCGUCUACCAAUUAUAUUGGGACUAUUCGUUCACAUCGGUUUCUUUUGUUUUAUACAUCGCUGUUUGAGUUUAAGCGUGUCAUCAAAAAUGACUUUUACGUAUUCAGAAACAAUCAAUCAAACACGUCAAUUACUUACUUCAGCUCUAGUCGAAUUCAAUAUCUUUGUCAGUCCAUUUUUGUCUCAAACCCAAUAUCUUGUGUUUCUCUUUCGUGUACUUGGUGCUCGUAUCGGACAAGAUGUGAUUCUACCAACGACUGAUUGUCUCACUGAUCCUCGUCUUGUCACUAUUGGUGAUCAUGUUCGUCUUCAUAGAGAAGCAUGGUUGCAGUCUCAUACGUUUGAACAACGCUUAUACAAAGUGGCUCCUCUGAUUGUUGAACAUUCAAGUAUAAUAAUGAGUUAUUCGAAUGUUCUUGCUGGUUCUGUACUUCAUGGACGUAAUCGUCUACUUCCUCUUACAUUAGUUAUGAAAAACGAUCAAUUACCUUUCAAUACAGUUUGGUCAGGUGUACCAGCUCGACAACAUACUUAA
Molecule: messenger RNA, 4259 nt
Organism: Adineta ricciae
Lineage: Eukaryota; Metazoa; Rotifera; Eurotatoria; Adinetida; Adinetidae
Source: the annotation of a GenBank genome assembly